Molecule: messenger RNA, 2973 nt
Organism: Linum tenue
Lineage: Eukaryota; Viridiplantae; Streptophyta; Magnoliopsida; Malpighiales; Linaceae
Source: the annotation of a GenBank genome assembly
AAUUUGUUAUAUUGUCUGUGACUCUGUGAGGGCAAAAAUGCCGAUCCUCUCUUGUGAUAUUCUUUGCUCUUAAGUCUCAACCAUUUUAUCCGCAAGGAUAAUUAUGACAAAAAAGAAGUAUAACGAAACAACCGGGGGCUAAAAAUAAAACUCAAGAAAUUUUCUAGUGGUUACUUUUUCGUUUUCCUUUCCUGAUCGGGAAAUUGCUGCUUCAGCUACGAACCUCAGCAGUCAGAAUCAUUGUCACCGACCAGUGCUGAGGAUCGAAUCCGCAUCAGAGAAGGAAUAAGAACCUGAAAUUUCAUCAGUGGAUACAUGAAACUGCACAACCCAAUCUCCCGAUCCACCCCGGCGACGGUGAUCCCCAACCCCGGCUGAUUGCGGAGAAAUCUCCGGCAAGGCCACGUUCUUAUCCAGAAACUGCAUCACCUUCCUCAUCGUCGGCCUCGCCGCCGGCGAGCGGUGAGCACAGAUCAGCCCCAGCUUCAACACCAUCUCCAUCUCCUCCACCACAUAAUUCCCCUGCAGCCUAGGAUCGCAGGUUUUCAAGAUCUCGCCUCUUCGCCAGCACUCCACCGCCCAAUCCACCAAAACCGCCUCCUCCGCCCUCUCACGCGCCUCCACCACGGGCCUCCUUCCACACGCGACCUCCAGCAUGAAAACCCCAAACGCGAAAACGUCGCUGCUCGUCGUCGCCCUCCCCGUCCUGCUCAGCUCCGGCGCCAAAUACCCGAUCGUCCCCACCACAUUGGUCGUAUGCGGGUCGGAUCCGUGGUCGUAGAACCGGGCCAGCCCGAAAUCCCCCAACCGGCCGUUGAGAUCGGCGUCCAGCAGGACGUUGCUGGCCUUCACAUCUCGGUGGAUCACCACUUGUCCCCAUUCCUCGUGGAGGUAAACCAGCGCGGCGGCGACUCCUUUCACGAUCUGGCUUCCAUUAGGCAUGUAAUCAUAGACCAAGAACAGCUCGCCCUUUCGUCGGCAGUAGCCCAGCAGCUGCACCAAGUUCCGGUGGCGCAGCCUUCCCAUGCUGGCGAUUUCCGCUAUGAAUUCCUUCAUACCUUGACUGGAAUUGUGCGAGAUUUUCUUCACCGCGACUUCGACAUUGGAGGCAGGUGAAUCUCUGAGGACCAUAUUGCUCUUCCCAAUCUUCCCGCAGUUCUUCAUAUCUCUUCCUCGUGAAGUAGAUGGUCAGAGCAACUGUUGGGAUCAAGAGAAUCCCUACUAUGGUUGGAAGUAGAAUCUUUAAGUUGGGUCCUCCUCUUCCUGAGUCUCUAUCAUCUGGCAGUGAUGGGAGGCUAGAGAUGUCAAGAUCCUGAGCAGGGCCGGAUAAGUUGAAGCUCCACCCGAGAAUGUAAUGAUGGCUGGCAACCGAGCCUGUGGAUGCUGAGAAACCAAUGUACAUUUGAUCAAAUAGAAUAGAAGAAAGAUCUAUCGUGGAUGAUAGGAGUGGUUUCUCUGGUUUUCUUCUGGUUCUUACAGGAGCAAGUGUCACAUUUAACUGCCUCUCUCGUGCACGGUACUGUACCCAAACCUGCAUAGGUUCUCCACUCAUGAGCUCCAACUCAUUUGCUUCACCUUCAGUAUUGAAGUAUGCAGCCGCUGCAGAUUGAAUGGAUGUCAAGUUGUUGAUGUCUAUCCCGACAUGGUUAUUGUUGAUGUCGUCAAACUCAGGGUUCAUAACAGUGUCGAGCUCGAUGGCCAUCAGAUGAUUCGAAGACAGCCCGAUGGUGGUGGAGUUGAAGAGUCCGAGGUACUGAGUUGCAAUGGAAUUCUGGAACUCGGAAGAAGGCGAGACGACAAAGGCUAUGCCGUGACCUCCAAGCGUUGGUGUCUCGGGGACCAUGGCAAACACGAAGGUCGUUGAGAACGAGAGCACUCCAUUGGGGCUGCUCGAACUUGAAUUGCUGGAUGGAGAAGCGUUGAAGUGGAUUGGAAACGGGAAGAAAGCGUGGCCGAUCUGUUGCUUCGAGGUGUUUGUUAGCUCCAAGAUGCCAUUUGGGUGGAUGGUUGCCAUCCCACUGAUGGUGAGAUUUGAUCCAGUGAAGCCAUUGUAGAUGAACUGGUCUGCGUUUCCCCGCUGAGCUGAAACCAGAAGGGAAUGAGAUGCCAGGAGAGAAAGUAACAAAACUAGGAGUGGAUUAAGCAACAGUGUUGCCAUUGAAGAAAAUCAGGAUUUGCUCUGAUUCUGAUAGCCUAUGGCAGCAAAUUAGCAGAAGAGACUUCUACGGUUCUACCACUUGUCUCUCGAUCUGGUAAGCUUCAAUCAUUCAAGUGAUUUGGUUGACCAGAGACUCGGUCAAACUGAUGGCUGUGAGACUGUUUAUCUAGAUAAUGAAUAUUCAAAUGAGGCAGCGGUUGGCUCUCGGCAUGGAGGCAAGUUGCUGCUGGGCUGUACGGCAGAUCAUGUCUACAUCUUUGGGGUCAGAAAUAAUAGCAGGACUUGACUAGAGACCUGACCAGCACAGUACCUCAGGCUCGUCGGAACAGCCAAAAUGGCAGGGAAGCCGGAACCCUUGUGUGUAAGUGUAACCAACCAGAUACUAACGGCGGUAAUGUCUGGACAUGAUAAAUGGUGGAAGUGUCCAUAGAUGGAUGGAGAAACGACUUUUUGCCCUAAAAAAUGAUUGAUAACCACUGGUGGUGGUGUGGUGCCUGUCUUCCAAUCAAGCUGGCUGAUUUUCAGGGAGGGUUCUUUGUUUGUCAUGAUGGCUGACAAUUCGGGCAGUUGGCUACCUGCUUCCUUCCAGACACAGUAUACAGGUGGACUUUGUGUUAAUUAUUUCUGAUAUCUUAACUAAUCUUGAUUUGAUGGUCAUGGCUGACGGCAUCCAGGAGACAUUUGACCUUGGGGGCGAUGGCUGGCUGUUCAACGCCCUUGUUUUAGGCGUUGAGUUGAGAUAUUUUUUGGUAUGUGAUUUCGAGGUGUUUAAUGAAAGAAACAGCUACCAAAAUAAUUACUUCCCGCGUACAGAU